CCUCUCCCGGCCAGCGGGGAAAGGUAGAGGUGGGAAGGGGGAGCUGCUGCGCAGGCGCGCCUCUCCCGGCCAGCAGGGAAAGGUGAGGUCGGUGGGAGGGAGCUGCUGCGCAGGCGCGCCUCUCCCGGCCUCCGCGCGGGUGGGUAGGCGGAGCCCGGAGUGCCGGCGGCCGGCAGGGCCUCAGUCCGCCCGGAGUCUCGGCUCGAGCAGGCGGCUGGCUGGCUGGCUGGCUGGCUGUGCGUGUGGUGUCCCCGGCCAGGCAGCAGCAGCAGCAGCAGCAGGAGGAGGGAACCUCUCGCCUGGGGGAGGAGUUGUGAAUGAGGUAGCAGCUCAGUUAUGGUGGGUACAGCUUUGAGUGCAGGAGUAUACAGGGCAAACAUCGCAAGCCUCCUGAACCUAAGGAACAUUCAAGAAUGAGACUCAAAAAUGGACUGUGACAACAGAGUGACUGGAGCUGAACAGAUGAACCGUGAAGGUGCCCACGGGAAGACUCCCGAGGAGAUGUACAUCCAGCAGAAGGUGCGAGUGCUGCUGAUGCUGAGGAAGAUGGGAUCAAAUCUCACUCCAAGUGAAGAGGCAUUUCUACGAACCUAUGCAGGAGUAGUGAACAGCCAGCUUAGCCAACUUCCACAGCACCCAAUUGAUCAGGGUGCAGAAGAUGUUGUGAUGGCUUUCUCCAGACAAGAAACAGAGGACAGGCGGCAAUGAAGAGGGAAUAGUUAUUGAUGGUUUGGGGGCAGACAGCAAGUUUAUGGACGAUGCGUGUGAAGAUUCCAGGGUGUUCAUGAGUUGCUUGCCUUCUCAUGCACUGUAACGUCACAGCUAUGUGUUUGUGAUGACCAGUGUUGUUCAUCAGGACUGCCUCCACCGACCAGAAAAAAACUUUUUUUUUGAUUGGCAGAAAGGAUCCGCUGUCCCUCUGUAUUUUAUUUCUGUUUGUUUGCAUUGUCUUUAUUUUUUUAAAUACAUACAGACUGCUCCUGGCCUGCAGCACAAAUAGACCUUGGGUGCCGUACGAUUAAAACUGGUCUGUGCCCCUCAUGCUCUGCACUGAAGCAUCACUUAUCCACUCCCACUAUAGAAGCUGAUGCGGUAUUUUCCAGUUCAUGCCAGUGGACUCUUUGGAGAAUUGAUUAACAUCACACGUCCUUUACAGCAUAUUAAUAAACACAACAGAGUGGAAACAGCACACAGACGAUUUGAAAUGUUAAUUUAAGUUGUAGGUCCUGCUGAACCUAGCUUAGUUAUCUGUUCUUGUUGUAUUAGCAGUUAAGCUGCUUGCAGAGAAAUUUUUAACAAAAUCUUAAGACAAUGACCAAAAUGUAUUCAUAUAGCUUGUGUGCUUUUUUUUUCAGUUCCAUUGAUUCUCCCCCCCAUCCCCCAGCCCGGCCCUGUUUUUAAGGAAAAUGGAUCACAUAGACUAACAACUUACUAAAAGAAAACACUAGCUGCAAAAGCCAGUGGACAAAGGCAACACAGUUUACAAACUGACUUAAGUAACGGGGGUAGCAGGAAAGCAAACCAUCAGGGAGAGAUGUGGUUUUAAUGAUCAGAACAUGAGGAUGCAGUUGCUGAGUAGCCCACCUCUAAUGUAAUGUCAUCAGCCGUGGGAGAGUGGAAGCAUCCAUUUCAUUAUCACCUUUGUGAAGCCUGAAUGCGAUCUACUCGAUAUUCACAAAGUGAAAGGCUGGUGUGUUUUUAUUAUUCGUAUUUUACAUUUUAUGUGACACCAAAAAAAAAACUGUCCAAAUGUUCACGGUUUUGACUGUCCUAGUUUUAGAGCUCUUUAUUCUGAACUCUCACCAAAUGGAGCAAAUGUUGCAUGUAUAUAUGUGUUUUGGUAUGACAGCUGGUUUGAAAGUAGGGGUGCCUGGUAUAAUGUCUACACUGUUGCUACAGGUAUUUUAUGAAGCUAUAUGCUUCUAAAUUGGCUAUACCAAGGCAGAUUCUGUACUCUGCACACUAUUGUCCUUGACUUGAGUUGCAGUUAAGGAAAUGUAUUGAUUUUUUUUUUCUUACAAAUAAAAGCCAGCAAAGAAUCAAGUAACAAGAGCGGUCUGAUUCAGGAAACACUGUUCCCUGCUGCAAGGCUCUCUAAGCUUGUUUUUCAAAAUGAUUAACAUCCUUCUC
Molecule: messenger RNA, 2130 nt
Organism: Carcharodon carcharias (great white shark)
Lineage: Eukaryota; Metazoa; Chordata; Chondrichthyes; Lamniformes; Lamnidae
Gene: ctnnbip1
Product: catenin, beta interacting protein 1
Exons: 5
Coding region: 427-708 (93 amino acids)
Biological process (GO): negative regulation of Wnt signaling pathway
Cellular component (GO): beta-catenin destruction complex; nucleus; cytosol
Molecular function (GO): beta-catenin binding
Source: RefSeq, a predicted model, not a curated record